UGUGCAUCCUCAACACCUCACUUGGCCUUCUCUUUCUAAACUCCAGAGUGCAAACCAUGAAAUCAAUGGAUCUCUUAUCUCCAUCAUCUCUACUGUUCGUCUUCCUUAUCUCUUUCUGUCUUUACCUUUUAUUUUUCAAGUUUGCCAGAAAAUCCUCCGAGAGGGGCUUCCGAAACUACCCCUUGCUGGGAACUUUACCUGAUUUCUUGAAGCAUCGCGAACGCUUCCUGGAUUGGACCACCGAGGUUCUCCGGGACUGCCCCACCAACACCGCCGUCUUCUACCGUCCUGGCAAAGUCCGAGGCAUCAUCACGGCAAACCCAGACAACGUAGAGCAUAUGCUCAAAACCAACUUCCCCAAUUAUCCCAAAGGCGACCGAUUCAUUAGCCUCCUCCACGAUUUCCUCGGCACAGGAAUCUUCAACUCCGACGGCGACCUCUGGAAGGUUCAGAGGAAAACCGCCAGUUACGAGUUCAACACCAAAUCGCUCCGAAACUUUGUUAUUGAGAAUGUCACCGUCGAAAUUCAGACCAGGUUAUUUCCUGUCCUCUCUCGGGCCUCCCAGACCCUCCGGGUUCUGGACAUGCAGGACAUCUUGGAGCGUUUCGCUUUCGACAACAUUUGCAAGCUCGCUUUCAACUACGACCCUAAAUGUCUCGGAGGCGAGGGAACCGGCGGAACGGAAUUCAUGUCGGCGUUCGAGGAUGCCGCGACGCUGAGCUCCGGGAGGUUCAGAUACGCUUUGCCUGGCGUGUUUAAAAUCAAGAGGUGGUUCAACGUAGGAUCGGAGCGGAGGCUGAGAGCAAUCGUGACGGUACACAAGUUCGCGGAUGAGAUCAUAAGGUCCAGAUUGGAAGCUAAGGACACAAAUCAAGACCUGGACUUAUUGUCUCGGUUUAUCGGAACGGAAGAGAGUUCUCCGGAAUUUCUGCGAGAUAUCGUGAUAAGCUUCAUUCUAGCAGGGCGAGACACAACGUCGGCUGCUCUGAGCUGGUUCUUCUGGAUACUAUCCUCAAGACCAGACGUGAUGCAGGAAAUAAGAGACGAGCUAAGAGCUAUUCGCUCGCGAAAUGGGAAGAACAAAGGGGAUGCCUUUGUGUUCGAUGAGCUGAAAGAAAUGAACUACCUUCAAGCAGCUAUUUCGGAAACGAUGAGGUUGUACCCACCAGUACCGGUAGACACGAAAGCAUGCCUGAACGACGACGUGUUACCUGAUGGGACGGUGAUUCAGAAGGAUUGGUUCAUAUCUUACCACACCUACGCCAUGGGAAGAAUGGAGAGCAUCUGGGGAAAGGAUUGCUGCGAAUUCAAACCAGAAAGAUGGCUUGAAAACGGGGUUUACAGAGGUGAGAAUCCGUUCCGAUAUCCAGUGUUCCAUGCAGGUCCAAGGCUGUGUUUGGGCAAAGACUUGGCCUACAUUCAGAUGAAGUGCAUAGCGGCUUCAGUGUUGGAGUUGUUUGAGAUAGAGGCACAGAAUAAGGACAAGUGUCCCGACGAUGUGUUAUCUUUGACUUUGAGGAUGAAAGAAGGCUUGCCCGUUGGGGUAUCCGAGAGAAAUGUCUCGUGUUGUGAAUCCUGAUUUGCCCAACAAUCUCCGAGGGCAAAUUCCAUCUGUAAGCCAAAAUAAAAGCUGCUGAUUAUUAUAAUUAGUUAAAUUACAACGUUAGUGCUUCCUUUCAUGCGUUUGUUUAUAGUAUUGGCUUUUUUUCUUUCCUAGUUUUGUUGUUGCACUAUUAUACUCUAGAUAAUUCACGGGAGAACAUCUUAUACAGAGAUCUUACAUCUGCGUGUUAACGUGUUU
Prosopis cineraria is the source of this 1802-nucleotide messenger RNA. Its product is annotated as cytochrome P450 CYP94D108-like. Gene Ontology annotation, molecular function: oxidoreductase activity, acting on paired donors, with incorporation or reduction of molecular oxygen; monooxygenase activity; heme binding. The record is from RefSeq and is a predicted model, not a curated record. Lineage: Eukaryota; Viridiplantae; Streptophyta; Magnoliopsida; Fabales; Fabaceae.